Messenger RNA from Cladophialophora carrionii CBS 160.54, 744 nucleotides. RefSeq lists its product as uncharacterized. Bases 1 to 744 code for a protein of 247 amino acids. The record is from RefSeq and is a predicted model, not a curated record. Lineage: Eukaryota; Fungi; Ascomycota; Eurotiomycetes; Chaetothyriales; Herpotrichiellaceae. The transcript has a single exon.
AUGACGAGCUCGGAUGCUAACGGCGCGGAACACGGUUACUCUUUCACCGACCAUCCUUUCCAGAUGGCCACCAUCGGCGACACACAUGCAGAGGCUAUGAAGGUUGUAAGUGCAGGGCACAAGCGGGUCAAACGGUAUAACAGCACUGAACCGACUGCAACCAGCACGAGGGCAAGUCAGCCUCAACCUCUACCGACCGACCGGCCCUCCACCCUGACCUACAAGGCGGCGAGGCUACAGAGGACGGCAGGGAUACUUCGACAAUACUGUGCAAGAGCCGAAUACCGCGCUACCACCUUGAAAUCAAAGGCAGACCAGCUUGCAAGGUUGCCCAACGUUUCGUCCUUGACACUGGAACUGAUGGAAAAGACCUUGGAUGACAUCCAGAGCGAACACACGGGGUUGAUGCAAGACUUGGAAAUCCUCGCAGCAUCGGCAAAUUGGUUUCAGAACAUGGUCAAUCUGGGAUCUAUGCCGGAGGUCGACCUCGCCGCGCCGACGGCGGCGAUCAGUGCCGUGCACGAGGCCCUAGGAGCAUACCGACGGAGUGUCGAGGUCAUGGCGGAAUCAUUCCAGACAGCGCGGCAGAAAGUGUCAGAAUACCGACGGCGACGGCACCUGGAAUAUGAGCAGUUGGCGUUACAAAGACAAGCGAAUGAGUCCUGCUGGGAGCGCUUGCUGAGGUUCUUAUUAGGAGAACUGCUGGUAUGGACAAGUUGGUUUCCCGAGGCAGCAGCAGAGUAA